Molecule: messenger RNA, 567 nt
Organism: Suillus paluster
Lineage: Eukaryota; Fungi; Basidiomycota; Agaricomycetes; Boletales; Suillaceae
Exons: 2
Coding region: 1-567 (188 amino acids)
Source: RefSeq, a predicted model, not a curated record
AUGAAGACCAAGCUGGAGCGGGCCAUAGCCGAGCUGCGGUUGCACUACCUAAUGGUCGUCCUCGACAUGCUCCGCGCUUACCUCGAGCACGAUGCCCACCUUCGUGCAGGUACUGCUGCUGAACGAGCAACCCUGGCAGGGUAUGGUGACUUCGCGCUAUCUUUCAACAUGAUGCAAACAACCAACUCGCUCCCUUCUCGCUUUGCUGAAGAGUCGGUCACAGAGCUGUUGGAAGAAGCGGUUUGGAUGAACCUAGAAACUACUAAACGUCAGCGGGAGUGGCGAGAUCGUAGCAUCGCUGAGCGAAAGGCUGCCAAACGCGCGCGCCACACUAUCAGCGCACCAUCUAGUUCGGACCGCGGAGAAGGAUCGAGCUUGAUCCGGGGAAACACUCAUCCCAACCGCGAAAACACCCCGCAGACUCAUUCUUCUUCUACCAUCUCCUCUACCAGGUCCCUUACACAUACUCGGAUGGAGGUUGACGACGAGCCUGAACCUAACCCAGUGGAUGGAAAAAGCGCAGGGGACGCCGCUAGAAAGGAGGCUACUAGACCCAAGAAGAAGUAA